AUGUUUUACCUGGACUGAAAGCUGAAUAUUUUGAAAGGCUCUGGUGUCUCAGGUAAAGGAUCAGACAGGAGGGAGAGGGCAGAACAGGGUCCCUGUGCAUUAGGCAAAGGCUCUUGUAAUCUCCCUUUCAGCGCCUGCUUGAAGCCUUAUUUUGUUAGCUGUGCAUAUUUGUACAGGGACAUGCAGGCGGUAGGUGGCUCUUGUUGUUCUAACCCCAGCCAGCCAGGAGUUGUGUAUAGUUGAACAUGACAUAUUUUGGAGGAGUUGUUUGCUGGAGUGGUAGAGCCAGUCUGACGGGUUUCGAGUGGGAGACUAGGAGAGCCGGGGACGGGCGGAAGGGAGGCAGAUUCGGAGCCGGGCAGAACCGAGCCGCGCUGGACUCAGCUCACCCCCUCACUAUUGCGGACUGGGGCAGAACCGUUGCCGCUGCGCUGUGCGAACUAUAGCAUCUACUUCCCAGGCAAAGCGCCCUAUCUGCACCCUGGAUCUGCCAACGGGGACAGGAAAUCAGAGCUAAACAAAAAGAAGAGAGUUGCCCUGCUCCCUUCCGGGCCCUGCAUGCUCCCACAAGCACAGCAGCAAGGGUGGAUUUCUCUUUUGUCUCACACUGAGCUACAGGGCUUUGCUGGGCUGAGGAAGGAGCCCUGUCUCACAUGUUUAGCCCCAAGCAGCGCAGUGGUACAGGUUAUUCGUGUACGAACUAAGGACACAGGUUAAGAGCUGCUGAGAUCUGGGGCAGGAGGACAUACAGAGAGCUGCCGGGCAGAAUUUUGGAGGCUGCCAUUUUAAGCUGGUUCUGUUCUGUGGCACUUGUGGUUGCAGCCCAUAGGGCUAUGGAUCAGUCACAGAGGGCAGGAGAUUCGGGCCCCUCAGAUACAGACAUGAAAAGCAAAGGGUUGAACUCCACAGAGAACAUUCCCGUCCCCAGCAGCAAGAGAAGGACCUCAGACAUGGACAUGUCAUUUCCAGGAUAUUCCCAGGAUUCCCAGGAUCGCCAUGAUGGCACCAGCAAUGGGACUGCUCGGUUACCCCAACUGGGCACGGUGGGACAGUCUCCCUAUGCCAGUGCCCCCCCACUCUCUCACACUCCCAAUGCUGACUUCCAGCCCCCCUACUUCCCUCCGCCCUACCAGCCAAUAUACCCCCAGUCUCAAGAUCCUUACUCCCACGUCAAUGACCCCUAUAGUCUUAAUGCCCUCCAUACCCAGCCACAACCACAGCACCCAGGCUGGCCGGGACAGAGACAGAGCCAAGAGACUAGUCUGUUACACACACAUCGGGGGAUACCGCACCAGCUCUCUGGCCUGGACCCACGGAGGGAUUACAGAAGGCACGAAGAUUUACUACAUGGGCCUCAUGGACUCAGCUCAGGACUGGGGGACCUGCCUUUACACUCCAUACCUCACGGAAUUGAAGACGUAUCGCAUAUUGAGGACCCGAGUAUCAACAUCCCAGAUCAAACUGUAAUUAAGAAAGGGCCUGUAUCAUUGUCUAAAUCCAAUAACAAUGCGGUGUCGUCCCUCUCUCUCAACAAAGACAAUCUCUUCGGGGGAGUAGUCAAUCCCAACGAGGUGUUCUGCUCAGUACCUGGACGCCUGUCUCUGCUCAGCUCCACUUCAAAGUACAAGGUGACAGUUGCCGAAGUCCAGAGAAGGCUGUCCCCGCCCGAGUGCCUCAAUGCCUCCCUGCUGGGGGGAGUACUAAGGAGGGCAAAAUCUAAAAACGGAGGAAGAUCCCUGAGGGAGAAGCUGGACAAGAUAGGGUUAAACUUGCCGGCAGGAAGACGCAAAGCUGCCAAUGUCACGCUCCUCACAUCCCUAGUGGAGGGGGAAGCAGUCCAUCUAGCCAGAGAUUUCGGGUAUGUGUGCGAAACAGAAUUUCCUGCCAAAGCAAUAGGGGAAUAUGUCAACCGGCAACAUUCUGACCCGAACGAGCAAGUAACGAGGAAGAACAUGCUUCUCGCCACCAAACAGAUUUGUAAAGAAUUCACAGAUUUGCUGUCUCAGGACAGAUCCCCCUUGGGUAACUCCAGACCAAAUCCCAUUCUGGAGCCUGGGAUCCAGAGCUGCCUGACCCACUUCAACCUUAUAUCUCAUGGAUUUGGGAGCCCAGCUGUGUGUGCAGCUAUCACCGCCCUGCAGAAUUACCUCACUGAGGCACUCAAAGCAAUGGACAAAAUGUACCUCAACAAUAACAGCCAUACAGAUAACAGCAAAGGAGGGGAUAAAGAUGAAAAACACCGAAAGUGACGCCACCUGCACUCACCAACUCUUCUCCAUUGGUCUCCUGCCCGCUUGAGUGAGCAGAACGUGUUUUAUGGCUAACCAGGAUCUAGAUCAUGGGAGUCCAGUCUGGUCUAGAACAUUGCCCGAUCCUUUUGGUGGUGUCAAUCCACACCUGGAUACUAACAGAAUAGGCAAUGGAGCCACGCUGCGCAAGACAGCUCUGUUUUAGUGUUGGAACUUUUUAUAAGAGACAUUUUUUUCUAAAGAAAAAAAAAUAAUAAUACAAAAAAAAUCUAUAUAUAUAUGUGUGUCAUCGGACUGAUUCACCACCUUCCCUUCAGCUGAGAUUGUAGAGGCCCAGAGGAUGACAAUUAUCAGUAUUGUGAAUAAACUUGAACACAAAAUACUUACAGUUCCAUGUCAUGUCUUCAAGUUGUACCUACCCCCAUCCCCUCUAAAGGUAAAAUGAAACACCUUGAACUUUUGUUUUUGGACACAAGUCGCAGUCAAUUUAAAAGGGAAUCAGUGUUCAUGUAUAUAUUUAUUUAUGUGUAAUUUAAUGGGGAUUGUAAAUAUGGUGCGUCUGUUAAAGCCUUUUUUUUAUUUAUCUGGUGAUCUCGUUUACCUAUUGUUUAGUGGGUUCUCACUAUACCUUCUAGUUCUCCAUGUUGGUCCUUGAAACUUCUUUAGAUAAGUCAAUUUUUUAACCCCCACUCUCCCCCCAAAUCAGCAUUUUUAGCUCUGUUGUAGCAUGUUCAGCCAUCCACAAAGCAACGGAACAAAGUAAAAGACAAUAAAAUGAGUUUUAUAUAUGACUGGAAA
Messenger RNA from Xenopus tropicalis (tropical clawed frog), 3047 nucleotides. RefSeq names its product transcription factor AP-2 alpha (gene tfap2a). Gene Ontology annotation, molecular function: DNA-binding transcription factor activity, RNA polymerase II-specific; DNA-binding transcription factor activity. Bases 834 to 2249 code for a protein of 471 amino acids. Gene Ontology annotation, biological process: regulation of DNA-templated transcription. NCBI's taxonomy places the organism in Eukaryota, Metazoa, Chordata, Amphibia, Anura, Pipidae. The record is from RefSeq and is a predicted model, not a curated record. The transcript has 7 exons. Gene Ontology annotation, cellular component: nucleus.